This is a messenger RNA of Magnusiomyces paraingens, 1446 nucleotides long. RefSeq lists its product as uncharacterized. The transcript has 2 exons. Lineage: Eukaryota; Fungi; Ascomycota; Dipodascomycetes; Dipodascales; Dipodascaceae. Gene Ontology annotation, biological process: glycosaminoglycan biosynthetic process. Gene Ontology annotation, molecular function: NAD binding; UDP-glucose 6-dehydrogenase activity. The record is from RefSeq and is a predicted model, not a curated record. Gene Ontology annotation, cellular component: cytosol; nucleus. The coding region runs from base 1 to 1446 and encodes 481 amino acids.
AUGGCCUCUACUACUGAAGUUCCUUACAAAAAAAUUGAAAAGAUCUGCUGCAUUGGCGCUGGCUACGUCGGUGGUCCAACAUGCGCUGUUAUUGCUUACAAGUCCCCUCACAUCAAGGUCACCAUUGUUGAUCUGAACCAAGCCCGUAUCGAUGCCUGGAACUCCGACGACCUGCCCAUCUACGAGCCCGGACUCGAUGAGAUUGUCAAGGCCUCACGCGGCCGUAACCUUUUUUUUUCUACUGACGUGGAAUCAGCCAUCAACGAGGCAGACCUUAUUUUUGUUUCCGUCAACACUCCUACCAAAAAGUCCGGCAUGGGCAAGGGCUUUGCCGCUGACUUGGGUUAUGUCGAAUCUGCAACUCGCUCUAUCGCCAACUUGGCCACGUCGUCUAAAAUCGUUGUGGAAAAAAGUACCGUCCCCUGCCGCACCGCACAAAGCAUGCGCCGCAUCCUCGACGCUAAUGGCAAACCUGGCGUCAAGUUUGACCUCCUUUCCAACCCAGAGUUUCUCGCCGAAGGUACUGCCAUUAAGGACCUUCUUAACCCUGAUCGUGUCUUGAUUGGUUCUCUCGACACCCCCAGCGGCCGCUCUGCUGCUUCUUCGCUUGUCGAUGUGUAUGCUAACUGGGUCAACCGCAAGCAAAUCAUUACCACUAACCUUUGGUCUUCAGAGCUCUCUAAGCUCGUUGCCAAUGCCCUCCUGGCCCAGCGUAUUUCCUCCAUCAAUGCCAUUUCUGCUAUUUGCGAGGCCACUGGUGCCGAUGUUGAUGAGGUUGCCUAUGCAUGUGGUCUUGACACCCGUAUUGGACCUAAGUUUCUCAAGGCCUCAGUCGGAUUCGGUGGCUCGUGUUUCCAAAAGGAUAUUUUGAAUCUUGUUUACUUGUCCGAAUCACUUCAUCUGCCUGAGGUUGCUACCUACUGGAAGCAAGUUGUCGAUAUGAAUGAGUACCAAAAGUCUCGUUUCACUAAGCGCAUCAUUUCUUCGCUCUUCAACACACUUUCAGGCAAGCGUAUUGCUCUGUUUGGAUUUGCGUUCAAGAAGGAUACUGGCGAUACUCGUGAGUCUGCAUCAAUUUCCCUGUGCCAAUACUUUAGACAGGAGCGUGCCACCGUGGCUUUGUAUGACCCCAAGGUUGAGGAGACUCAGAUCUGGCUUGACUUGACGGAGACUGCUCCCCAGGAUAACCUUGAAACAAUCAAGAAACAGGUCAUUAUUGCAGCUGAUCCUUAUGAGGCUGCCAAGAAUGCAGAUGCAAUUGUUGUGGCCACUGAAUGGGACAUGUUCAAGGACACCAAUCUUGACUACGAGAAGUUGUACUCGUUGAUGAACAAGCCUGCAUUUAUUUUUGAUGGUAGACUUAUUCUUGACCGACCCAAGCUUGAGAAGAUUGGAUUCAAGGUUGAAGUUAUUGGCAAGGCUUCUCAUGACAUUGGCUACGAGUAA